Molecule: messenger RNA, 1332 nt
Organism: Eimeria necatrix
Lineage: Eukaryota; Apicomplexa; Conoidasida; Eucoccidiorida; Eimeriidae
Exons: 7
Coding region: 1-1332 (443 amino acids)
Source: RefSeq, a predicted model, not a curated record
AUGCAGCAGAAAGAAGCCGAAAACGAGGCAAAUCCUGCGGAUUUAUCGCUGCGGACGAACAAGCUGCGGAACUUGAUUUUGCUGCAGCGUCUGGGUCUAGAGCUGCCGUCUGACGACGCCAGAAUCCUCGAUUUGAGGCGGCAGCUCCACGAGGUCACUGCUGAGCUCGAUUUCAAAAAAGUCUCUUAUGCCCAGGUGAUAGAAAAGGCCCGGCAGCAAGACAAGGCGCUGCAGCAGCAGCAGCAGCAGCUGCAGCAGCAGCUGCUGCGCUUCGAGAAGUUCAUCGCCACCAACACCGAAAAGACCCUCUGGGCAAACCAAAGAGCAGCAGCAGAAAAGGAGACACUUAAGAAAAAGGAGACAGAAUUAAAAAGACUAAACAGAGAGUUGCAGCUGCAGGAGUUGCUGCUGCAGCAGCAGCAGCAGCAGCUAGCAGACUGUUCGAACCCCCAGGAGCUGCUUUUUGCUGCUGCUGCAGCGCAGCAAAGCAGCUCUUUGCUGCAGCAAAGUGGCUCCCCGCAGCAGCAAAAUGUGACUUUAAUGGAGCUGCUGAAAAGGGCCUUUUUGCUGCAGCAGCUGCAGCAGCAGCUGCGCAAAAAGACCAGAAAGUCCCAAUCUGCUGCUGACGAACUCCGCGCAGAGCUGCAGGCCCACAGGCGCGCGCUGGAAGCCAAAACGGUCGAAACGAACAACCGGCUGGCGCGCUGCCAGCAGCAGCUGGAAGCUGCGUGGCCGCAGCAGCAGAAGCAGCAAGAAAGCCGCGAGCAGCAGCUGCAAAGCCUCGCUCGAACUGCUGCGCAAAUCGCAAAAGUGCUGCUAGCUGUUGAAAGCAUGUACCGCCGCUGCGCAGCUAGCCGUCCCGCGCUGCAGCACGGAAGGGCUGCCUGGCUGCAGCAAAAGCGCGAGGCUGCUGCUGAGAUGGAGGGCGAGGGUUCGGCAGCAGCAGCAGGAGGGGGCAGCAAGAGCAGCAGCAGCAAGGGGAGCAGCAGCAAGAGCAGCAGCAGCAGCAGCAGCAGCAGCAGCAGCAGCAGCAGCGGGGAGGAGUCGGCGCUGCAGCGGAAGUGUCGGUACACCGCAGCACUGCUCGACGCCAUCUUCAACUUCAUUUUGGACUUCAAAGAAAUUUCCGAAAUUUUAAUUAAAAAGAAAAAAAACAAAUCCAACAAAACCCUCAACGUGGCCCUGGAGGAACAAACUGAAGGCCAGCGAGGGUUUAGGGUUAAGGACAAAAUAGAAUUCGUUCCCACGAAGGCUUUGGCGAGGGCCAAAGAAACCCCCAAAGCAGCAGCAGCAAAAAGCGCAGCAGCUUCCACGCGCAGCAGCGCCGGCUAG